Chara braunii is the source of this 1526-nucleotide messenger RNA. Lineage: Eukaryota; Viridiplantae; Streptophyta; Charophyceae; Charales; Characeae. The record is from the annotation of a GenBank genome assembly.
ACAAGGUUGAAAGAGGUGGUGAUCGUUGACGAUCGAGAGUAUGAGGCCAGUUUUGAAGCAUGGAAGAGUCCCGUUGAACUACAAUGGGACCGUCUCAUGGACCGCAAAGAUCAUCCAUGGGUUAAGUUUAUACACCCUUCACCCAUGGUGCGCCCGUUCCUGCGUGCGGCGGCGGAUGGCGCUUUCGGGGAAGUGAUAAAUGGGGAAGGGGUCCAGACCAUAGACGCGGCAGGAAGGGAGGAGAUCCGCUUCAACCUGCAGCCACCUUUGAGGCACAUUGGUCUGCAAUGCUUGACGCUGAAUUUGAACUGCCACGGCCGACCGCAGGUAAGAUAUCUCACUAGCGAGACCCCAUGGUGUGAGUAUUGUCACCGCCACGGCCAGCUGGCCGGGGUGGCAGGGUGCUUAUCUCUGGAAGGGACAAAGAGGGAGCUGGUCCGACUGGAGGCGAAACUGAGGGACGACCCGGGUAGGCCAUGGGAUGUUGGGGCUGAAGUGGAAGGAUGGGCGUGCUUUGAGCAAAGAUUCGACAAAGUCAUUAGUGCGGAACUGCUGCUUGAGGAAAGUCUAGGUGAGGACCCGAUGCAGGAAGCGACGGGAACAACAUCGGCACCGGCCCGACCACAGAAUGAUCAGGCAGGACGCGUGGAAAGGGAGUUGUCGUCCGCUGACGGUCCUCACCCGGAGUUGCAAGACCCUAUGCAGGGAGUGGCGACUCAACUGGCCGCCGUUGCUACGCCGGUGCUAGCAGCGGGGUUGCAGAACCCAAGGCAGGGAGUGUCGGGUCCAACACCGCCACUUAGUGACCUACCAACUGCUAACAGCGUCGACUGGCGCCUGACUAUCGAGCACGACCCCAUGCGAGGAGUGCUGGUUGAAGCAGCGGAGAUGGAUCAAUACUUGGGUGUGGGACGCUCACCGAGGGCCAUGGACCCUAUUGACAACGGUCGGGAAGUGCCACAGGCUGCUGAGACACAAGAAUUGGUUCAUAUGGCAAGUAUAGCUAGAUUGUCGUCAGACAUGAACGAACAGGCACAAGAUAGGGUGGAAUAUACGAGGAGGAGGGCUGGGCAGCAGGUGGCCGGAGAGACUGCACAGGAAAAGGCGUUGAGCGCGCCCAAUGAGGUGAGGGUGCUGGGAACAGGAGGGCCCGGUGCCGACGGGUCGGAGGCGUUCAUGAAGGAAGUUGACACGGCAGGGAUUGUCACCGCGGGGAGCAAGGACGGAGCCGACUACGAAGAAGACAGUGUGGGUCGGCGGGGACUGUUAGCAUGGAUUGAAGACAUGGACAGAUGCCCCGUGACGCGAUCGACGUGGACCUCAGAUGUGGAUGAACAAUGGGAUGCUCUAUGGCGCGCCAGGCACCCGCCUGAAGAAUCAUGGUGAGGGUCGGCCUCAUGGUCUAUUGAAGGGAGACAUCCUCAAUGUCGAAUUGGGCUGGGGUUUCGAGGCUUCUGUGCUGCCACACUCGCAAUGACGUUCCCCCAAGCUCAGCCAUCUGGUCAAAACAAAAUGGGCACCCAAGA